UUAUAUAAACAUUGUUGCGGGGCAAGCGAGACGCCGCAGAGCUCGACAGCUGGAAGAGAGACAAGUACGGGACGCAGGAGGACAUAGGAGUUGUUUUUUGCAGACAAUAAACGCCUUUUUUAUUUGCCUUUCCUUACAAGCAGAUGCAUUUGACAAACAUGCAAAGCUCGGAGAGUUCACCUCCCAGUCCCAGGAGGUUGUCGUGGGGCAAAAUGGUGCAAAGACUGGCCGACUUCAGCAGCGGCAGCCUGGAGUCCAAGUCCAACAAUAGCAGCAGGAGCGACCUCUCAGACUCAGCGUCCGACGUCUCCGGCGAGCUGUCCCCCUCCGCCGACGACCUCUUCUACGACCCCAUGGAGGAGACCAUCCUGAAAGAAGUGGUGGACCUCAUCGAGAGCAGCCUCAAGGAGGCCAAGGACUCGGACUGCGCCCUCAGGUGCGCCAAGCUCCUCAUCCCGGAGAAGCUCCUGGAGCACAUCGGCCGGGAGCUCCUCCACCUGGCGGCCAGCGAGCCGUGCGGCCUGCGGGGGGCGCUCAUCGACCUGUGCGUGGAGCAGGGGCCGCUUUGCUACGAGAGCGUGGUCCAGCUCUCCGUGGACCCUUACCUGGUGCCCACCUUCCAGCUGACUCUGGUGCUGAGGCUGGACUCCGGCGGCCUGUGGCCUAAAAUCCAAGGACUUUUCAGCCCCAAAUCUCCCUCGCAGGCGAUUAAGCUGAGCACGGGGUUCCGCGUGAUCAAGAAGAAACUUUACUGUUCCGAGGAGCUUCUCAUUGAGGAGUGUUGAAGGCACAUCACUGUGACUGUGAGGUGGAAAGGAUGUCAUGCGGUACAAACGUCACAUUCUCCCCGCGUACCUCCGUUUCUAUGGAAACCACCACCUGACGGCAGCUAAGCUAUACGCUCAAUUUUGGGAGGAGCAAAAUGGCAUCCGUAUAAUUUGAUUGUACGCCGAGCAAGCAGCUUCUAGUGUCAUUCCGCGCCUGUGUGGACGUGUCAUUCAUGCUUCUCUCACAGUUUAAUUUAUUGUUUGAUAUUCAAAUGUUCUCGACAUUGCACUUUUCUUUUCUAUUUUCAUAUAGUAGCAAAAAAAGGAAUAAAUUAUUUUUUUAACAAAA
Messenger RNA from Entelurus aequoreus (snake pipefish), 1116 nucleotides. It is a transcript of the gene ddit4, whose product is annotated as DNA-damage-inducible transcript 4. Gene Ontology annotation, biological process: response to hypoxia; negative regulation of TOR signaling; apoptotic process. The transcript has 3 exons. Gene Ontology annotation, cellular component: cytoplasm. Gene Ontology annotation, molecular function: 14-3-3 protein binding. The coding region runs from base 144 to 785 and encodes 213 amino acids. NCBI's taxonomy places the organism in Eukaryota, Metazoa, Chordata, Actinopteri, Syngnathiformes, Syngnathidae. The record is from RefSeq and is a predicted model, not a curated record.